Molecule: messenger RNA, 1260 nt
Organism: Daucus carota subsp. sativus
Lineage: Eukaryota; Viridiplantae; Streptophyta; Magnoliopsida; Apiales; Apiaceae
Exons: 3
Coding region: 209-1174 (321 amino acids)
Biological process (GO): protein ubiquitination
Cellular component (GO): CCR4-NOT complex
Molecular function (GO): ubiquitin-protein transferase activity
Source: RefSeq, a predicted model, not a curated record
AAGGACAUGUUAUAAAACAAGUUAGGGAAAUAAGGCAGAGAGUGAGGGAGCGAAAAGAAAGGGGAUUUUUAUUUCAGUUAUCCUCCCAUUUUUCUCUCCUUCUAUAUCUGUUUGUAUCUGUAUAUGUAUCUAUCUAUCCUCUCUAUUUCUAUUCAUCUCCAUUCAAAUUAGGGUUUUUAUUCUUCAAAGUUCAAUCAAUUACGUAGCCAUGGCGUAUGAUUUGAUCGCGAAAGACGCUGUAACCGGUUUCUCCAAAGACAUUGGCAAGAAAAAACGGAACAAUAGAUUGGCGAAACUGAAACAGAGCAAGCUUGAUGUUCGGCGCGAACAGUGGCUCUCGCAAGUUAAAAAUAAAGAAUUGAAAGCAGAUUCAAAUGGGCGGGGCAUAUCUCCUACAUUGUUCUCCCUGGUCAGUGCUGAGGGGAACAAAUUAUCUGAGAAUUCAGAGUUGGGGACAAAGGAGGUGGAUAUUGAGGUGUCAAGCAUUCAUGAAAUCGAUUUGGACUCCCUGAUGAGCAGUCCAGUUGGCAGCAGUAAUCUUCCUGAUAGUAGCUGUAGCUGUGCCAGUAGCAGGUGUUGUUCUGUCAGCGUAAGCGAAAACGAAGAGGAGGAUAGUUGUUUGGAUGAUUGGGAGACUAUCGCCGAUGCCUUGAUUGCUACAGAUACAGGCCAUGACCAGAAAAUUGUCUCUCCUCCCCAGUCCGUGAAAAAUAAUGGCUCAACUGACCCUAAAUCAGUAAAUCAAAAUUCUCAUGUUCCCUUGAAAGAAAAGGAGAGUAAGAAAAUGGUACCUGGGGUCCGGGGGAAACCUCAGGCAUGGCGGUUAGGUGAUGUUUCCCGCCCGCAAAGUCUUCCGAACCUUGUGAAGCAAAACUACCAGAAGAUGAGGUCUAGUAGGAGAGCAACCGCCACAUGGGCGAGGCAAAAUGUGGAACCUCAACCAUCUUCAUGCCCAAUAUGCUAUGAGGAUCUUGAUCCAACAGACUCGAGUUUUCUUCCGUGUCCUUGUGGGUUCCACCUUUGCCUUUUUUGUCACAAAAAAAUUAUGGAGGGUGAUGCAAGAUGCCCAGGAUGCAGGAAGCAGUAUGAACACGUCGAAGGGGAUUUAGGAUUCAGAGCAGAGGUGGAUUUAAACAAAGCCAGCUAUGGCAAUCUUCGUACAUGGAUAUUUUGAUUCUUUUUACUGGUAAAUGAACUCAUAAAUUGUAAAAGAAUUUACGUAGAUCUCUCUUCUCAUAAAAUGACAAUCACUUCGUGAUA